Exserohilum turcica Et28A is the source of this 1527-nucleotide messenger RNA. RefSeq lists its product as uncharacterized. The transcript has 4 exons. Gene Ontology annotation, molecular function: DNA-binding transcription factor activity, RNA polymerase II-specific; zinc ion binding. NCBI's taxonomy places the organism in Eukaryota, Fungi, Ascomycota, Dothideomycetes, Pleosporales, Pleosporaceae. Gene Ontology annotation, biological process: regulation of DNA-templated transcription. Bases 1 to 1527 code for a protein of 508 amino acids. The record is from RefSeq and is a predicted model, not a curated record.
AUGCGCCCGACGCUGAGAAGAUCGUGCAAUGCGUGCGCCAGGUCCAAGCUGAGCUGCGAUCUUCGCAAACCAAAGUGUUCACGAUGCAUCAAGAGGCGCAUCGGCAGCUGCGUGUAUGCGAACGAACCGCUGACCUUGUCGUCGACCGAGCCCAACGCCAUUGAAGACUCCAACUCCGGUUCGGCCUUGCCACCCGCCAGCGAGCUGCUGCAACCAUCGCCCCCUCGCCCUCUACGGCUUGGUUUCAGCCAGGCGCUUGACCCCUUCGACUCGUAUCCACGGACCAGGCUACCACGAGCUCGCGUGCAGCAUCUGAUCCAACACUUUCUGUCAAACAUUGCCUUUCAGUACUACCCCUUGGACCUUGGAAAGUCGUCCAACCCGUUUGUUGUUUCAUGGUGGCCGCUCGCGCUCAACGAUCCCGCCUUGUUCCAUGUAUCGCUGCAGACAGCCUCGCUGGAUGCGGAACUCAAGGCCCAAAAUGGAUUCAAAGACUCGGAGAUGCUCAUGGCCGACUCGAUUGCCUUGGUGCGACAGCGCGUCGAGGAUCCACUCCUGGCAUGUGGAGACGAGACUAUAGAUUCCGUCGUGACCCUUGCUGCUAUAGAGUUUGGCAAGGGGAACACGGCUGUCGGCAGCAUGCACAUUGAAGGCGUCAAGAAAAUGGUCCAGAUGAGAGGAGGCAUCCAUAAUUUGAAAUUAACAAGCCCUCUCACAGCGCGUAUGGUUGCCAGGGUCUCCUUGGUAUUGAUGCAAACUCCACAGUUUAGUGUCCAAAACGACCAUAGAUGCGGAGACGCCAUAGCCCCAAUUCAGCAAUGGACCGAAGUCGAUAAUGUCAGCCACCAAGAGCUUCCCGAGUGUUUUGUCGGACUUGAUCUCGAGCCUGUGUUGAGCGACGUCGUCUUGCGACUCCGCAAUAUCCUUAACACGUCUCGGCAAUCUGAUUUAUCCACUACCGAUCUCCAUGAUCUCGCAAACUUUAUUUUACACCGACUAUGCUCUCUGGAGCCAUUGAAUCACCAGAGUUUCCAAGUGAGCCCUUUGUCCGAAUGCCUUCGAUAUGCAGUGGUCCUCUACAUGCUCAUCAUCCAUGGACCAACGUACUUCACCCAUGCGCACUUGCAAUUGAACCUGGUCUCCAAACUCAGAGCUCGCCUGGAAGACACACCCGACCCAGUAUCCGUCGGCCACGCAUCCAUCGCUUUAUGGGUUGUAUCGGUAGGCCUGGUUGCAUCAGCUGACACGCCGGAUGGGCUCUGGUUUCAUGGUCAAGCCCAGGCGCUCGGUGGGUACUCGGACCUGCACACUUGGACGGAUAUCCUUCCCCACCUUGAACAGGUCCUGUGGUCCGGUAACCAUGCUGCCGAAGCCAUGUUCCGACAACGGUGGGAAGCAGUCUUGAAUGCAAACCCAUCACACGGUUGUCAGCUCACCUUUGCCGCAUCUGGCGUGUGCCGAAGACAAAUGGAGGAAUCCGAAAGCCCGUAUACGAAAACCUGUAUACGACCAUCCGACUACGUUUGA